This is a messenger RNA of Chironomus riparius, 1872 nucleotides long. The record is from the annotation of a GenBank genome assembly. Lineage: Eukaryota; Metazoa; Arthropoda; Insecta; Diptera; Chironomidae.
AAUAAGCUCUCAGUCCGCUUUCGUCACUUGAGUUAUCCAGUAACAUAAACUUUAAAAAAAUGUCUGAAUUGACUUCUUUUUUCACAGAAAAAGCUAAAAUAAAUUUUGGCGAGGAUGAAAGUCGUAAAAAUCAGUCAUUGGCGCAAUUUAGGGAGUGGAUUUGUAAACAUCCGUUUAUUAAAAGAUGCAAUCCUACCGAUGCUCAUCUCCUCGCACACCUCCGUUGCUGCAAAUACUCAAUGUCCAACGCCUUCGAACAAUUUGAAAAAUGUCUGUUGUUUAUCAAAACACAUGAAGAUUGGUUCAAAUUAUCAGCUGAGGAUUACGAGCGAGCAUUGCAACUUUAUGAAUCUGGAUUUAUCAAAAUAUUAAAGAAGAGGGACUCUGAGGGACGCAGAAAUGCCGUUUUUACGAGUAGUCUUGGCGACCCAAAUAAAUUUAAUGGCGAUGAUGUAAUGAACCUGCAAUGCAUUUUAUUUCCAAUUUUAAUCAACGAAGAGGAAACUCAAAUUUGCGGGAUGAACUACAUUAAUAGCUGCAAAAACACAACAGUUAGCCAUUUAUCAUUAUUAUCCAUGAAAAAAACAUUCGAUGCGUUGACUAACCUCAAAGUUUUCCCGCUGAGUGUCAAAAAUAUUUUCAUCAUUGGCGUGCCACAAUUUGCUACACAAGCGUUAAACAUGUUGAAAUAUGUACUCACUGAUAAAAUGAGGAAGAGAUUUCAUGUUUUUAAUGAAGUAUCGGAUUUAUCAGAUGAAAAUGUUAAAGCUGCUUUGAGUGACGAUUGUGGAAGUAAGGAAGUUGAGAAUAUUCGUGAAUUGGUGAAGAAACAUUCGGAAAUGUUGAGUAGUUUUCUGGAUUUUGAACUUGAUAUGGAUAAAGCUAGUGAAAGUAAAAAUGUGAAGAGUUUUGAGAAUGUUGGAAGCUUUAGGAAGCUUGAGAUUGAUUAAGAAUUGUGUGAUGAUUCUUAAAUAUUUAUGGAUAAGCUAAUGAUAAAAAAACUAUGUGAAAAUGGUAAUAAGCUAUUCAAAAAAUGAAAAACUUCAAAAAUAAUUUGAAAAAAAUUCAAAAUUUUCAUUAAUUUCUAGAAUCUGGUUAAAACCUAACCUAACAAACCGAUUAAAAACUUCAAAUGCAAAUAUCAUUUCCGUAUAUGAUUCUAUGACGUCAAAAACCUGUUUAAUCGAAUCAAUCUAUUAUUAAUUACAUACUUUUUGUUGAUAGAUAUUAAUACAAAUGAAAAAUUGUGCAAUAAAGCUGUGUCAAGUUGAUUAACGGAAUUAACCUUUAGCACUUGAUUGAAAAAUAAUUGGUGUGUUGAGAGGAGUUGUAGAGUAAUUUAAACUUGAUUAUGAGCAUUCGAAUGCAAAUCAAUGAUUUAUUAAAACUUAAAAUUUAAAAUGUUAAUUGCAAUAGUUUUCAAGUGCAAAAAGUGAAAUGAUUUAUGUUGUAAUAUAUUAAUAAUUGUUGGAAUUGUAAUUUAGAAUAGUAUAUUGAAGUUUGUUAAUGAUUAAAGCUGAUUUAAAUAUUAAAAUAUCGAAUUGUUAUUGUUUUAUGACUCUAAAGACUUAUAAGACUGAUCGUAAGUUCUGAUCAGAUAAUCCCGAAAAGCACAAGUUGGUUAAUCAAAUAAAAACGGUCACCAAGCCAGCAUGACUCAUGGUGCUUGUUUCAAUCUAAAUCGAGCACCAUCCAAAGGCCUUAUUUUUGAUCGAUUAACCCAGUGUUGUCCAAACUUUUUCCAGCCACGUCACACUUUGACUUUAGAUAUUUUUUCACGGCACACUUAAGGACGUCUUACGGUACACACUUUGAACAACACUGGAUUAACCGAAUUCUACCUUUCGAGAAUAUUUCAUUAAAAUAAUCUAA